Gilbertella persicaria is the source of this 2004-nucleotide messenger RNA. RefSeq lists its product as uncharacterized. The transcript has 7 exons. Bases 19 to 1875 code for a protein of 618 amino acids. Lineage: Eukaryota; Fungi; Mucoromycota; Mucoromycetes; Mucorales; Choanephoraceae. The record is from RefSeq and is a predicted model, not a curated record.
CCCUCUCAUUCUUUAAACAUGUAUCAACAAAGAACAGAAAAAAGCACCUGGACUCGACUCAGGUCGCAGCGUUAUGGUAAACGUAUUGCUCCCCUUCGCCCACUUGCAGAGAAAAAGACGCCUACUGUACAUCAAAAAAAGGCAUCCAAAAUCAAUGCAGUUGUUAUUCAAAAAGCGUUUAUAAACAUGUUGAAACAACAAGAACAACUUAUUACUCCUGAUGAUAAUGAUGAUAGUUUGUCGACUCCUUCUUUAUCUAUUUCGUCUUUUUCUGAACAAGAUACAACUGAAUUGGAUUGGCUGCAGGAACUAAGCCAAACAUGUCCUAAUCUUAGUAGUGUUGUAGACACAAGCUUUGAUGAUAGACCCCUACCUCCUUUGCCUCUCACCAAACAACAAAAGGAAGCAUCUAGCCAUAGUAGCUAUAGUAGUACUAGUCUUGAAUUACAAAGCAGGACAAGUUAUUUUAAAAGACAUGCAGCUAUCAAAAUGACGCGUGCAGCGUCCAAGGGGCAAAUUCAAUUAAAGCGCGCUGCUACUUGGUUAGGUUUAGCUGGUCAAAAGUUACUUGCGUCUCCUCAGGUACAAAGUUUAGGAUUGUAUGUGUCACAGAAAUACCAUAGUGCUUCUGAAAAUGUCUUGUUACGAUUGACACAAAGCUAUGGCCAUAACUUGAAUCAUCUCACCACUGGUAAACGGCCACAAGAAAAAGAAAAACCUCCACAAUUAUCCAAUGAUAUCAUCUAUGGUACAGAUUCAGAUCAUUGUGCCUUUAUCAAAAAUCAAUUAAAGCUCAAAGCAUCCCCUGAAAAGAAAACCAAGUAUAGCGUCAACAAGAGAAAGUUUAUUGCACCAAAACGCAUUAUGUAUUGUAGAGUGAUGCAGAUUAUUAAUUUAGCUUCUACUCGAGAUUGUGAUUAUGAGCUACAUGUUCAGUUAAACAAUGUGACAAUGGCAACCAAGAGAGGUGUAUUGCGAAAAAUAGAAAAGAAUGCAAGUGCCGAUAGGCCUUAUGAUGAAGCACUCGUAUUUGAAAUACAAGAACCUUUUUCACUCAAUUUUGUGGUGGCUGCACGUCAUACGAACACCAUUUUUCGAGACGGUUUAGCCAAGAUGGGCAUUUGGCCACUUACCAACGACAAGACAGAAAAGGAGACUAAACUGCCUAUUGCAGGAUACAUUUGUUUGAAUUUUGAAAACAAGAUGGAUGUGUUAGAUCAAGGCGUUUCUCGAUUCCGACUCACCAAACCAGUAGACAAGUCGUUUAACCGUUGGCUUAAUAUAGAAUUGUUGAUUGAUAUCAAAGUGGAAGAGAUCUUACCGGCUGUUGUUCAUCGAUUUCCUUGGUCAUAUACAACCAGUCAACAUUCUGCUUUGUCUUAUGAAAGUGUUGAGGAAGAUAUUGUUUCUAACCCUAAAGAAUUGAUUACUUCACAACAGCAUUGUCAACAGGGAGAUUAUUUGACUAUUUAUACGAGAGGAAGAGGGCAUCCGACAUGGAAGCGAUAUUGGGUUGUUAAGGAAGAACAUCAGCUUGCUUUAUAUGAUUUCUCUUUUAAGGAUACAAAAGAACCAUUGAGCAUUAUCCCCUUAGCACCAUUAAUGGCAGUAGCCAAACCAUCGUUAGACGAUUGCGAAUCUGUUGGGCUUUCAAGAAAGACGGGUAUCAUGCUUCAGUUCAACAGAAGUAGUGCUAUCCUUACUGAAUUUGUUCGAUUGGAAAGCGAUGAGGGGUUGGAAGGAAAGGCUUAUAUCUUUGGAGACAGUGAACAACACACAAUUCAUUGGCGACGAACGUUAAGUGCCUAUGUAUCUGAUCAAACAAGAGAUACAGUCACUUCAAAAGAAGGUGUAGACUUGAAAUUCCUGUGGUAAAUCAUAUUUGAAUGCAUCGACAACGUGCAUAAAAAAUAAAAAUAAAAAAAGGGGAGUCCAAUUCAAUUUUUUUGAAAAUGGUAUAGCUACUACACUUUAUUAGAUUCUAGAAAUUAAGCAGAGCAUGAG